Messenger RNA from Bombus terrestris (buff-tailed bumblebee), 2527 nucleotides. RefSeq lists its product as uncharacterized. The transcript is spliced from 10 exons. The record is from RefSeq and is a predicted model, not a curated record. Gene Ontology annotation, molecular function: olfactory receptor activity; odorant binding. Gene Ontology annotation, biological process: detection of chemical stimulus involved in sensory perception of smell; sensory perception of smell. NCBI's taxonomy places the organism in Eukaryota, Metazoa, Arthropoda, Insecta, Hymenoptera, Apidae. Gene Ontology annotation, cellular component: plasma membrane. The coding region runs from base 1 to 2439 and encodes 812 amino acids.
AUGCAAAAAUCAGUAACGAACGACGCGUCGUAUCUUACGACGGAUCACGACUGCAAGAGGAACGUUGAUUUGAGUAUUCGGUACAGUCGAUGGAUUUUGAAGCCAAUCGGCGUCUGGCCAACUUCUCCUAACAUUUUGAUGGCAGAAAAAUAUUUCUAUCGGUUUAUAAAUACCGUUUGCUAUAGUUUGAUUUGUUUCCUUUUGGUACCCUGCAGCCUGUACUUAAUUCUCGAAGUGAAAGAUGUUUAUAACAUAAUAAAAUUAUUUGGUCCGUUGAGUUUCUGCGUAAUGGCGUUUUUAAAGUAUUAUCUGUUGAUCCUACACGAAGAUGAUAUUCGCGAGUGUAUCAAACGCAUCGAAUGGGACUGGAAGAAUAUUACGUACUCUGAGGACAGAGAAAUCAUGAUAACGAAUGCGAAUUUUGGAAGAAGAUUGGUUAUUAUCUGUGCAUUCUUUAUGUAUAGUGGUUUUGCUUUUUAUUAUAUCGCCAUACCUAUUAGCGUUGGAAAAAUUUCUGCGGGAGAUGUCAAUGUCACCUUCAUUCCUCUGGUGUUCCCUUUCUCGAGAUUUAUUAUGGAUACUCGAUAUAGUCCCAUAAACGAGAUUGUAUUUUCUCUUCAAUUAGUAAGUGGCUGUUUGAUGCAUAGUAUUACAUCGGCGGCUUGUAGUUUAGCUGCUAUAUUUGCGGUGCACGCAUGUGGCCAGAUGCAGGUUUUGACAAGCUGGCUGAAACAUUUGAUCGACGGUCGGUCAGAUAUGUAUAACAACGUCGACAGCAGAAUCGCCAUCGUCGUGAGUCAACAUGUUCGAAUAUUGAACUUUCUAGCGCUUACAGAGAAAACACUGCAACAAGUGUCAUUCGUAGAAUUUAUCGGUUGCAUGUUAAACAUAUGUCUUCUUGGGUAUUACGUUAUUAUGGAGUGGAGUUCGAGUCAUUUAACCAGCGCCAUAACGUUUUUCAUAUUACUAAUAUCUCUUACGUUCAAUAUUUUUAUAUUUUGCUACAUAGGCGAGGUGGUAGCGGAACAGUGUAAAAAGAUUGGGGAAACAUCGUAUAUGGUUGAUUGGUAUCGAAUAUCAGGAACCAGAAAGCUUUGUUUUGUACUAAUCAUAGCAAUGGCUAAUUCGUCGAUUAAAUUGACGGCUGGAAAUAUGGUUGUACUGUGCUUAACUACCUUCAGUGACUAUGAAAAGUAUGAAAAAAACUCCCGAGUAUCAACGAUGAAUAAAAAGAAACCUGUCAUGACCGAGCAUGAUUAUAAGAGAAACGUGGAUUUGAGUAUUCAGUGGAAUCGUUGGUUGCUAGUACCAAUUGGUACUUGGCCAAAUUUACGUAAAUCGAUACUAGGAAAAUAUUUCUCUUCGCUCAUUAAUGUUAUUUGUUUCGGUUUAAUCGGCUUUAUGCUCGUAUCAUGUACUCUGUACCUCGUUAUGGAAGUAGAGGAAGCGUAUCAUAAAAUCGAAAUGAUUGGCCCAUUGAGCUUUUUCCUAAUGACGUUUAUGAAAUAUUAUCUUUUGAUACUACAAGAAAAUCACAUCAGCGAGGGAUGCGAACGCAUCGAGUGGGACUGGAAGAAUAUCGAACAUCACGAAGAUAGAAACAUCAUGGCACAGAACGCGAAUUACGGACGAAGAUUAGUGGCUAUCUGCACCUUUUUCUUAUUUAGUGGUUUUGCGUUCUUCUACGUUGUUGUGCCUGCUAGCGUUGGUCAAGUGGUAACAGAGGAUGGAAAUUUGAGCUUCGUCCCGUUACCCUUUCCUGCCUCGAGAUUGAUCGCUGAUGUGCGUUCCAGUCCCAGUAAUGAAAUUAUCUUCUCCAUCCAAACCCUAACAGGUGUCGUAAUGCAUACUGUAACAUCAGCGGCUUGCAGUAUCGCUGCUGUGUUUGCGGUGCAUGCUUGCGGUCAGAUGCAAGUAUUAAUGAACUGGCUGGAACAUUUGGUCGAUGGUCGAUCCGAUAUGAGUAAUAUCGUGGAUGAAAGAAUCGCUAGCAUCGUCACGCAACACAAUCGGAUAUUGAGAUUUCUGGCGCUCACCGAAAGUGCGCUUCAACAAAUAUCAUUCGUAGAAUUUUUGGGAUGUAUGAUGAACAUGUGCCUACUCGGAUAUUACUUUAUAGUGGAAUGGAGUUCGAAUGAUAUUAUGCACUCGAUAACUCACAUGAUCUUAAUGAUAUCGUUCUCUUUCAAUAUUUUUAUAUUCUGUUAUAUAGGUGAACUAGUUGCUGAACAGUGCAAAAAAGUUGGUGAAAUGACAUAUAUGAUCGACUGGUACCGAUUGACAGGAAAAAAGAAGCUUGGCUGCAUUUUAAUCAUUGCAAUGUCCAAUUCGUCGAUAAAAUUCACUGCAGGAAAUAUGAUUGAAUUAUCUAUUAGUACUUUUAGCGAUGUCGUUAAAACGGCGGUGGCAUUUUUAAACAUGUUACGAGCAUUGAUGUGAACAUCUUUAUAACGUAGACGUUUAUUUUUGGUAAGAUAUGGACAUUUCUUCUUAGAAGUUCACGUGUCUAUAUAUAUAUUGUAUUAGA